AUGGGGGAAAUCCUACUCUAUAACACCAGUAUGUUAAUUGCUCAUAACUUCAAGAUCCAUAUAGAAUUAGAAAAUGUUAAUAAGAAUUUAGUUAUACGUACAAUCUCACCCCCUCCAAAAAAUUCACCAUCCCCGAAGAGAGAGAAGAGAAGAGUGGGGAGAGAGAAAGAAAAUGAGAGUAGUAGGAGGGGGAAGAAAGAUAGAGUGAGUAAGGAGAGAGUGAGUGGGGAAAGAGUGAAGAGAGAGAGAGUGAGUGGGGAGCGAGAGAAGAGAGUGAGUGAGUGGGGAGAGAAGGAAGAAAGAGAAUGGAGAGAGAUAAGAGACUGUGAGUGGAGAGAGUUUGUUAAAAGGGGAAGAGACAGUGGAGAGAAAGUGAUUUUGGAGAGUUUUAGUGACGAGAGAGAGAGAGUGGGAGAGAAAUUUGGGGGAAAAGAGUUAGGACAGAGUUAG
Saccostrea echinata is the source of this 450-nucleotide messenger RNA. RefSeq names its product protein split ends-like. The transcript is spliced from 3 exons. Bases 1 to 450 code for a protein of 149 amino acids. Lineage: Eukaryota; Metazoa; Mollusca; Bivalvia; Ostreida; Ostreidae. The record is from RefSeq and is a predicted model, not a curated record.